AUGGAGGACAGAAUACAAUUUGAAAUAAACGAGUCGCUCAAGUACUACUUGAGUGAUCCGACUUCCAUCCCAACUCCAGAUGCUCACCCCGAACUACUCGACUGCGAAUCGGAUCCGGAUCAGCUCUCGCCCGCGCUGAUUGACAAUGUUUUGAAUCAGAUCGUGGAUGCCGUGGCUGAAAACCCUGAAGGAUUAACCAAAUCUGUGAUAUUUGAUUCCCUCCAGUUUCUUUUAAAGUGCGCCCCGGUCCCUUCCCAAGUACCCAAUGGAGGCUUUCGUCCAGCUGGAACCGACUCUGAACUUUUAAAUCCUUGCAGAUACACGACCGUCCUCCCCUCGAAAUCCCUCAGUAAGAUUCUCGACCUAGUUGUGUCUGGACUUUCUGUUGAGGCAGAUAUCAUCCAUGGCGACCUCGAAUCCGACGAACAAGAUGCGAUUCAACAACACAAACCACUCCUGGAAAUGUACGGUUUUCUCCUCCAGUGGGCCCUAUCAUCCGUGGAGGUGAAAGCGACCGAGAAGCCUGCGGAAACUGCCCCCGUGCGACGGGGAGGACCUAAAUCCAAAUCCAAAUCAGCCAAGGAUGGACACUGGGAUUGGACCCCUCAAAUACAGAUUUCUAUGGAGACAAUGUGCAAGGUGAUGAAACUCAAAUUAAGCCGGAUCUUUCUGACCACUUCGGAUCGCGAUACUUUCAUUAAUCUGUUUACCCGCACCAUUUACUUGGUACUGGAGAGCGAACAACGAGUUAAAAGCAUGACCAUCCGCAUGCAUGCCUUCAAGGUUCUAUGUAUUGCGGUCAAGCACCACGGCCAUGCAUUCGGUGCCCAAACGUCGAUUGUGCAGAGCUUGACAUAUUUUGAGCAUUUGUCGGAACCUAUGGCUGAGUUUCUCCACAUCCUUGCGGAGCAAUACGAUUAUCCCCAACUUUCAGAUGAAAUCCUUAAGGAGCUCGGCAAUAAAGAAUUCAAUUCGAACGACACUCGGGGACCCAAAUCGGUUUCUGCAUUCAUCAUCAAGCUAUCCGAGCUUGCUCCAAGGUUGAUCAUUAAGCAGAUGACUCUUCUCGCUAAGCAGCUUGACAGUGAAGCUUAUACACUUCGAUGCGCUGUCAUCGAGGUUUGCGGUAACCUCAUCUCUGAUUUGAGCCGACAAGUAGAACCAAGCGAAAAUUACAAAACCCAGAUAAAUGCCUUCUUUGACGUCCUUGAAGAGAGGUUCCUUGACAUCAAUCCCUACUGCCGUUGCCGAGCCAUUCAGGUACUAAUGCGGAUCUGUGACUUGGAGCAAAAAUUCCCCAAGAGACGACAGCGCGCCGCUGAACUAGCUGCAAGGAGCUUGGAAGACAAGAGUAGCAAUGUCCGACGUAAUGCCAUCAAAUUGAUGUCCAAACUCGUUGCGACGCACCCUUUCAGCGUCAUGCAUGGCGGCCAACUCUCACUCAAAGAAUGGACUGAGAGGUUAGAUGGAGUUGACGCCGAAUUGAACGCUCUGCGACCCGCAGAGACCCCGGGAUUCGAAGCAGAAAUGACCCAGGUCGACCCUGAGUUGUUGGAUGAUGCAACCCAGUUGCCCGACGAGGAGAUGCCCGACGAAUCGCCUUCCAAAGCGCCCCGUAUGACAGAGGAGGAGAAGUCUGUUGCUAUACAAAAAGCAGCAGAACAGGCGGCCACAUCUGAGUUGUUGACGAGGCUGCAGCUGACGAGGAAAUACUAUAACGAGGCUCUGCGCUUUAUUGAAGUCCUUCACGAUGGGUCUACCGUGGUCUGCCAGUUGCUCUCAUCUCGGAACAAAAGCGAGGUGAUUGAGGCAAUGGAUUUCUUCGUGGUUCUCGACGCUUACAAGGUUGAGACGGCUCGCACUGGAAUUCGUCGUAUGCUCCGUCUCAUCUGGACUAAGGGUAAUAGCGACGAGGGUAAGGGGGUUCAGACCCAUCUGAUCGAUUGCUACAAAGGGUUGUUUUUUGAUGCGCCGGAUUCUUUCAGCCCCAACGAUGCUGCAAACUACAUCGCGCGUAAUAUGAUCAGUUUGACGUUCGGCUCAACACCCGCAGAACUCACAUGUCUUGAGCAAUUAGUGAGCACUAUGAUGAGGGGCGGACUCAUCUCAGAUGCUGUUAUUGCCAAGCUGUGGCAAGUCUAUAGCAUUCAAAAGAAGGAAAUCUCAAGAACUCAGCGGCGUGGCUCGAUUAUUGUCCUCGGGAUGCUAGCUCUGGCCGAUCCUGAGGUAGUGGUCAAGGAGAUAGAGGCUAUGCUACGCAUUGGACUGAGUGGCCACGGAAGGUCUGACCUUGUGCUUGCCAAAUAUACCUGCAUCGCCUUGCGGCGCAUGGUCCCAGGUCGUCAGGCUAAGUCUAAGGAUAUCGGCAUCGCUAAACUUGCCAACGAUCACGCCGUUUUGACAAAACUGGUUGCCGUUCUUGAAAUUGUUUCCGACAGUAAAGAAUGGUAUGGCGUAGCUGAGCAAGCAAUCAGCGCUAUCUAUGCUCUAUCCAAGCAUCCCGAUGUUCUUUGCUCUGAUAUUCUUCGACGAAAAACUCAAUUCAUCUUUCAGCCUCAACCCCAACAUCCUUCUUCCUACACCAAUGCUAGCGGCGAUGACCAAAUGCAGGUAACUGCAUCAACUGAGACACAGGAACUCAAACAGAGACCUGCAUCAGCAGCCCUCUCGCAACUACUCUUCGUCGUUGGCCAUAUUGCUAUUAAACAAAUUGUACAUCUCGAACUAUGUGAGCUUGACUUCAAGCGCCGCAAGGCCGAGCAAGAGAAGACUAAAACAGCCGAAGCCAUUGCUCAGAAGAAAGCUGACAAUACCGAGGAGGAUGAGCUCGACCUCAUUGGAGGCACCACCGAGGAUGAUUUCCAGGAUGCCAUGGCUCAUAUUCGAGAACGUGAGCUUCUCUAUGGUGAAAAAUCUCUUCUCGCAAAGUUCGGGCCUUUGGUCACCGAGAUUCUUGCCAAUAAUAACUCCUAUCCCGAUCGUGACCUGCAGGCGGCAGCAACAUUAUGCAUGGCUAAGCUCAUGUGCGUGUCUGCCGAAUACUGUGAAAAGAACCUCCCUCUCCUGAUCACCAUCAUGGAGCGAUCUGAAGAUCCGAUCGUACGCAGUAAUGCUGUCAUUGCACUUGGUGACAUGGCUGUCUGUUUCAAUCACCUCAUUGACGAGAACACCGACUUCUUGUACCGCCGUCUUAAUGACGACGAGGUCUCAGUCAAACGUACCUGUCUCAUGACUCUGACCUUCCUCAUCCUUGCCGGUCAAGUCAAGGUCAAGGGUCAACUUGGUGAGAUGGCGAAAUGCUUGGAAGAUGACGACAAGAAAAUUGCAGAUCUGGCACGCAUGUUCUUCACAGAGCUGGCCACAAAGGACAACGCUGUGUACAACCACUUUGUCGAUAUGUUCAGCUUGCUCAGCGCAGAACGGAAUCUGGAGGAGGCUGCUCUGCGUCGCAUCAUCAAAUUCCUGAUCGGAUUUAUUGAGAAGGAGAAACAUGCGCGCCAACUGGCCGACAAGCUUGCUGCUCGACUACCCCGGUGCGAGACAGAGAGACAAUGGAACGAUGUCGCAUAUGCGCUGUCUCUGCUACCGCAUAAGAAUGAGGAUAUUUCGAAAGUUGUAACUGCUGGCUUCACCAAGGUUGUUAGCGCAACAGCAUAA
Penicillium taxi is the source of this 3657-nucleotide messenger RNA. RefSeq names its product condensin subunit YCS4. The record is from RefSeq and is a predicted model, not a curated record. Gene Ontology annotation, cellular component: condensed chromosome, centromeric region; nucleus. NCBI's taxonomy places the organism in Eukaryota, Fungi, Ascomycota, Eurotiomycetes, Eurotiales, Aspergillaceae. Gene Ontology annotation, molecular function: histone binding. The coding region runs from base 1 to 3657 and encodes 1218 amino acids. Gene Ontology annotation, biological process: mitotic chromosome condensation; mitotic cell cycle; meiotic chromosome condensation. The transcript has 5 exons.